Anthostomella pinea is the source of this 309-nucleotide messenger RNA. Lineage: Eukaryota; Fungi; Ascomycota; Sordariomycetes; Xylariales; Xylariaceae. The record is from the annotation of a GenBank genome assembly.
AUGAAGCUCUCAACCUCCAUCACCGCGGUCGUCGCCCUCGCCACAUCGCUGGCCACCGCGCUGCCCUCCCCUGGAGCAGAGCGCCGCUCGAUAGGUUCCUGCUGGACUGGGCAGAUCCACAGCCCCUGCAACAACCACACCGAAGGUUGCACGCCCGAUGGUAUCAAGGUCGAAUGCCGGGCCGGCGAGCAGAUGGUCUAUGCCAGCAUGUGCGGACUCGACCCGAACGAUAUCCAGGCGAGCGACACGGCUGGAUGCAAGUACUACAGCGACUGGCCUACUGACUGUUUGAUUCGCUGUCCUUCCUGA